Mus musculus (house mouse) is the source of this 4539-nucleotide messenger RNA. RefSeq names its product C-type lectin domain family 14, member a (gene Clec14a). Gene Ontology annotation, molecular function: extracellular matrix protein binding. Gene Ontology annotation, biological process: vascular endothelial growth factor receptor-2 signaling pathway; vascular endothelial growth factor receptor-3 signaling pathway; cell migration involved in sprouting angiogenesis. Gene Ontology annotation, cellular component: endoplasmic reticulum; membrane; external side of plasma membrane. The transcript has a single exon. Lineage: Eukaryota; Metazoa; Chordata; Mammalia; Rodentia; Muridae. The record is from RefSeq and is marked validated. Bases 425 to 1804 code for a protein of 459 amino acids.
UGGUUCCUGCCCACGAUCAUCACUGCAUUCUGAGAUCCAAAGUCCAGAUAAGUGUGAGCAAGAAAAGAGCCUCACUUGAUCCCGGUGGCAAACUUCUUUUCUCCUGCUUAUCUAAGCGGGGCAUUGGACCCCCUUGGCCCAGCGUUGAGGCGCCAGCUGUGUUCCUGACCCCUGAAUAAAUCAGGGCCAAAAAGAGCCUGGCAGGGCUCUGGGACACAUUUCCUGUCACGGCCUAGGGAAAGCAGUUGGCCAAGGGAGUGUUGUGGCGGAGUUUUCAGCUGUUGGAGGAUGAGGGCUCAAGAGAGGCGAGGGGAGGGCACACAUAGUGGUAGAAAGGGCUGUAGAGGGCGGUGACUUUAGAGAAAGCUCCGUGCCCUCCAGCAAACCAGAGGACUUGGGAGCAGCUGCAUGUUGAGUCUCCAGGAUGAGGCCAGCGCUUGCCCUGUGCCUCCUCUGUCCUGCGUUCUGGCCUCGGCCAGGGAAUGGGGAGCAUCCCACGGCCGAUCGCGCAGCUUGUUCGGCCUCGGGGGCUUGCUACAGCCUUCACCACGCUACCUUCAAGAGAAGGGCGGCGGAGGAGGCCUGCAGCCUAAGGGGCGGGACUCUCAGCACCGUGCACUCAGGCUCGGAGUUUCAAGCUGUGCUCCUGCUCUUGCGUGCAGGUCCCGGGCCUGGCGGAGGCUCCAAAGAUCUUCUGUUCUGGGUGGCUCUGGAACGCAGCAUCUCACAGUGCACUCAGGAGAAAGAGCCUUUAAGGGGUUUCUCCUGGUUGCACCCGGACUCAGAAGACUCAGAGGACAGCCCACUACCGUGGGUGGAAGAGCCACAACGUUCCUGUACAGUGAGAAAGUGCGCUGCGCUCCAGGCCACCAGGGGAGUGGAGCCUGCUGGUUGGAAGGAGAUGCGCUGUCAUCUGCGCACCGAUGGCUACCUAUGCAAGUACCAGUUUGAGGUUCUGUGCCCUGCACCUCGCCCAGGAGCCGCCUCUAAUUUGAGUUUCCAAGCUCCCUUCCGGCUGAGCAGCUCCGCGCUGGACUUCAGCCCUCCUGGGACAGAGGUGAGUGCGAUGUGUCCUGGGGACCUUUCUGUUUCGUCCACCUGCAUCCAGGAAGAGACAAGCGCACACUGGGACGGGCUUUUCCCUGGGACAGUGCUCUGCCCCUGUUCCGGGAGGUACCUCCUUGCUGGCAAGUGUGUGGAGCUCCCUGACUGUCUAGAUCACUUGGGAGACUUCACCUGCGAAUGUGCAGUGGGCUUUGAGCUGGGGAAGGACGGACGUUCUUGUGAGACCAAAGUUGAAGAACAGCUAACCCUCGAGGGGACCAAGUUGCCCACCAGGAAUGUAACAGCCACUCCAGCAGGUGCUGUGACAAACAGAACAUGGCCAGGUCAGGUCUAUGACAAGCCAGGAGAGAUGCCACAGGUCACUGAGAUUCUUCAGUGGGGAACACAGAGUACUUUACCUACUAUUCAAAAGACCCCACAAACCAAGCCAAAAGUCACUGGCACACCAUCAGGAAGCGUGGUCCUGAACUACACAUCUUCGCCCCCUGUUUCUCUGACUUUCGACACCUCUUCCACGGUGGUCUUCAUACUUGUGAGCAUAGCAGUUAUCGUUUUGGUCGUCUUGACCAUUACAGUGCUGGGGCUUUUCAAACUCUGCUUCCACAAAAGCCGUUCCUCCAGGACAGGGAAGGGAGCUUUGGACUCACCAGGUGUGGAAUGUGAUGCCGAGGCUACCUCUUUGCACCACAGUUCUACACAAUGCACUGACAUUGGAGUGAAGAGUGGGACUGUGGCCUGAAGGACUGAGCUUAGGUUCUUCACUGGCUGGGUGCGCUCUUGGAUCGGGACACUUAGGGAAACACCUCAAUGCUCACAUCUUGCCUAGACUUUUUCAGUCCCAACAAUUGGGGAAAGAAGAAAAUUUUCAGUGAUUACUGUGGAAGUCCUCCUUCCCAUACAUUUUAUUUUGUGCUAAAUCUGAAAGAGACACUUGUUCCCUGAAAGGGGAAGAGGUGGAAGCUGUGGGCUGGUAUUGGAAGACAGGGUAAAAAAUGGCAAGAGACAUUUUCCUAUUCUCUGGGGGAAUUUGAAGAAAUGCUUGAAUAUUUCCAGUACUGGGAACAAAUAAAUAACACUAUAAUUUUUUGAACAUUUCUUUUCAUCCAAAAUGGGAAGGGAAUAUCUAUAUUAUUCAGGCUAGGAAUAUAUUAGCUUGAAAUUUUGAGGCAAAUAAUAAAACAUUGUUGAAAACCUAGGCUAACAUAUGUUUGACUUAUACAAAGGGUGUUAUUUAGGAAUACACCAUUCUGAGGAUAGCAACUGGCUAUGAGUUUACUGGUAAGACACACAAGGGUACACUCUGAGCUUUGGGGGAAAAGUCUUUAUACACCAGCUCCUUCAGAACUAGUGAAGUUUCCCUUUAUUCUUUUAUCCUUUGCUUUCAAAGUCACUGUGACUGUGCUCUGCCAUAAAUCGGAAGUGCAAUGUUGCCAGUUUCUGACUCCAGAAGCAAAUUACAGUUGACCACCAAUCCAAGUGUUUACUGUGUGUCCUUGCCCAAGGAAACAAAUGAUUUGUGUCUUCCUUUUCCAGGGUUUGUGUUCUCCAGUGUAAUGACCUUCCUAUUCAAGCCACCUUGUAGGCAUCAAGAUGCUGAUCCUCACUUCCAAUUACAAUGAUGUUAAUUCUCAAUUAAAACGUUAAUGCUACGUAUUGAUUUGAAAUCUUCUGGGUGCACUAAAGCCAAAGGAAGCUUUGCUUCUUCCAAGGUUGCUAGAUUCUUGUGUCCUAUUUAAUCCAUGUGGGUGGGGGCUGGGGACACUUGAAUGUCAAGCCAUUUCUGUUUCUUCUCAAUAGAUUGUGAAUACAAUGACAAUGUGUGUGCAUCAGGGGGUUGUUACAACUGAGCAAGAGUCUUUGCAGGCAAAACUAGGGGAAAUUGCUUUCCACAGAAUUAAUAGUGUAAAAAGGAAAUAACAAAUAAAAAUAUAACACCUUGCUAUGACUUGAGAUGUUAGCAUAUAAUAAGAAAUAUCACACAUUCAGGUGGUAAAUAAUUAAGGAAUAAUAAUAAAAAACAAUCUGGUUGAAGCCAAAGACCUUGGAGAAUAUUUCAGGUAGAUUAGAGUGCUGCGAUUUUUGUAAGUGUUGUAAAGUUGUGUGAAGAGAAACAGAGAAAUAAACUCACUCUUGGGAGAAAAUGAAACUAGAAAAUAAACUUGAGUUAUAUUUUUCUAGAAUCAUUUUUAUACUCUUGAUUGUACUAAGAGUUGAUUUAAAGUUAGCAAAUAUCCUAUAAUAAAAUAACCUAGAAAAUUAAGAGAGUUCAAUAUAUGAAUCUGUGUUCUAAAUAUAAAUCUAUGUGUUUAAUAUUGUUUCACUGAAGAAACAAAUUGAGAGCUUGCUUCAUAUGAAUGUGGUUUUAAAUAGUUACAGUUAAAUAAAAUCACAAAUGAAUUCAAAUUAGCUGUUAAGAUUCUUCAAUUUAAACCAGAAGCUAACAAUUACAUGGGUAAAUGGCUCCCACCAAGUUCCUCAUCUGGUCAGCUACAUAUUCCAGUUUUACUUGUUCUUAGCAUUGUAGUCAUCUUCUCCACUGUAUGUUCUCUCAGUUGUAGAGACAACUAUUCUAGCACAAUAUGUCCUGUUUGACUUUAUAAUUUGAAAUAUAGCCUCAUCUAUAAGUGGAAUGAGCACACACACACAUACACAUACACUCAAAUGCACAUAUUUAUGUACAUGCAUAGCUAAGUACAUGUGUAUGUGUGUAUACGUAUAUACAUAAACAUUUUGUUUUAGAGAAGGAUGCCCUUAUAUUAGUCUUUCAGUAAAUGAGAGUGUGCAUAGUUAUCACAUAACAUGUAACAGAUGACAGUGUGGUUCUGGGGCCCGAAAUGCCCUAUGUGAAGAAAAAAAUCAUGGUGACCCAAUUACUUGAAUAUUGUCCCCUACUAUAGAUCAGAGGAGAAUUAAGGAACCUUAUUUGUUUAUAUCUUAAAUCAUUUCUUGACAAACCAGACAAGAUAGAACUUCCUUUGAUUUCUGGUUGUGGUGGUCACCUCCAGAAAUUGUUUCAAUGGCAGAAUAAGGUCAGUUAAGUACAGGAUCUCCUGCGUCCUUUUGCAGGUAGGAGUAAUGUUCUUACUACUACCUCUCUACUUCUCGCACUUCCUCAACAUGUUUGAGGUUCAUUCCUUUGAGGGUUAAAGCCUUUUGCUCUCACAUUCAUCACUCAGUUUCCUACACACCCAUUUCCUUACAAUUAAACAUGGAGUCUCUCCUACAGCCUUUCUUUCUACCCUUCACCCUGUUAUCUUACACACUAACAUCUUUCUGCAUGCUGCAUAAUGCCCAUGCACUUCAGCUCUUACUCUUCAGACCCAAUGACCUGCACUUCAUUUUAGCCAUUCAUUCCAUAGCUACACAAAUUAAGUUGAUUCUGAAUUUCUUCCCCAUCCCAGACCUCAAUGUCAAAUUUCCAUAUUCAAGUGUUAAAAAACUUGUGCUUUAAUAAAUUUGUCUGUGAUUAGAGGC